Saccostrea cuccullata (small rock oyster) is the source of this 1022-nucleotide messenger RNA. RefSeq names its product collagen alpha-1(XIV) chain-like. NCBI's taxonomy places the organism in Eukaryota, Metazoa, Mollusca, Bivalvia, Ostreida, Ostreidae. The record is from RefSeq and is a predicted model, not a curated record. Bases 1 to 1020 code for a protein of 339 amino acids. The transcript is spliced from 5 exons.
AUGAAACCUCCCCUGGCUAUUCUGACGCUCCAUCUUCUGGUUUCUCUGGUAGACGUCUGCUCUGGAACACUGCGAGAUGUUGUUUUUGUUCUGGACAAAUCAGGAAGUGUCCAGCAGGACGAUUUCGAUGAAGCGGUAGACUUUGUUUACAAUGUGACAAAAUGGCUGACUAUUGGACCGUCCAACAUUCAGGUGUCUGCAGUCACGUUCUCCACAUACGUCCAGACAAAGUUUGACUUGAACUCCUACUCUACCAACACAAGUUUACUGGACGCCAUUUCCAACUUAAAGUCCGAAUCCACAGGAGGGGGGACCUACACGUUUAGCGCCCUCGACCAUGUUAGAACGAAUGUCCUUACAUCUUCAGGAGGUGCCCGGGCGGGGGUUCCUAAAGCUGUGGUGGUGCUGACAGACGGUCUGUCCGCCAAUAGUAUCUUGACGAAGGAAAGGGCAGCGGAACUUCACGCCGAUAAUGUAGAGGUGUACGCUAUAGGGAUUGGUAAUGCCGCGGCAUCUACCAACACGGAGUUAUCAGACAUUGCUAGCGACCCAGACUCCGAGUAUCUACAAACUGUGGAUAUGUUCCAGUACCUUUGUGCUCUUGUUCCAGAACUUGUCCCUAAGUUAGAUAACGAGACCCUGAAUUCAGAUUUUUUCCGUUGUCCCACCCCUGCUCCCACCACUCCCAGAACUUUAACGUUCCUAAAUAAAACCAGUGGCAGUGAAGAUUCUACAUCAACAGAUGGCGGCUCAUCCACCGCGGGAGCAGUCGGUGGCGCGGUAGGCGCCGUGGCCGGAGUGGGAAUAGCGGCGGCGGCUGCGUAUGGAGCCGUGCAGUACGCGAACUUACUGAGGAAUAAGGCCCUUUCUGUGGAGUCCAUAGUAUCACAAUAUAAAGAGGCACCCCUUGGUCAGAGUAACACCAAAUUCCGUCCUGUCGAAUUUCAGAACAAUGAAAUCUUCAAUAUUAACAGUGUAGAUGCUAUAAUACCCUCCGCACCACCCAUCACAACCGUAUAGUU